Messenger RNA from Populus nigra (black poplar), 1497 nucleotides. RefSeq lists its product as uncharacterized. The transcript is spliced from 4 exons. Lineage: Eukaryota; Viridiplantae; Streptophyta; Magnoliopsida; Malpighiales; Salicaceae. The record is from RefSeq and is a predicted model, not a curated record. Bases 436 to 1497 code for a protein of 353 amino acids.
UUGAAAACUGCAUCCAUUUAGUCCAGAUUCAUGAAUCUAUUGGUGAUUUACAUUGUCUCGUGAUCUUAAAUAUGAAGAACUGUAAAAGUCUUGUGGGACUUCCAGAAGAAAUGAGUAGAUUGAAUUCACUUGAAGAGCUUGUUUUGUGUGGUAGCUCAAAACUUGAGAGCUUGAAUAUGGAUUUAGAGCAUCAUCAGGGACGCAGGUUGCAUCAAAGUGAUAGAAUUGUUGCAAGCACAUCUUACAUUACAUCUCUUCCAUUGAAGCUAUUCUUUCCCUCCAGGUUUUCAGAAAUGAAAAAUUCCAGAUUUACCUUGUUCACAUUGCCACACUCUUUGACGACACUAAAUUUAAGUAGAACUCCAAAUUUAAUUUCUUCCAUCAAGCAUUAAGGACAUUGGUACACUCAAUUACCUUUCAUUAGCGGAAUGCAAAAUGCUUAAAACACUCCUAGAGAUUCCAUCCAAUUUGGUUGGGUUAGACGUGUCCUAUUGUUAUUCGCUGCAAAGAAUUGCAAAUCUGAUCCCUUUUACCAUAGCUCGUGAUUGUGAUCAGUUAGUUCACAUCCAAGAUUGGAUUAAGCUAGAAUUAAUCCAAAAGGUUGACCCACACUUGUUGAGAAUAAUGGAAAUGGUCAGCGUUCAAAUGCAGACGUGGAGAUUUCAGAUAGAACUUCACGGCAACAGAUUCAGUUUUGUCCUUGAAUAUGAUGAAAAUGAGAUGUUGGAGUUUUACGAGGAGGAAGGGCUAAUUCAGAAAGAGUUUGAAGAGCACUUGUCAUUCAAAAUAUCCUCACCUGCUACACACCGGAUAUGUGGCUUUAAUCUAUUCACAUGGUUUUCUGCUACGCUAGUACCCAAUCCGUAUCUUCAUGUUUAUCUUGAAAUCAGGAACAAUACCAAGGGUAGAGUCUGGGUUUUUUACCCCUCAAUUUUUCCGAUAGAAUUUUCGGCUGAAAAAUCUGAAUUGUUAUGGCUACGCUAUUGGAAAAUUGGGUCCAAUGAUCCUGUGUUUGAUACCGGUGAUGAAUUCAGUGUUUCAGUGUUUACAGAUGAUCCGGUUGUUCAAAUAAAGAGGGUUGGUGUACGAAUGUUGCAUGAAGAGGAAGGAACUGAUGAUGAUAGCAGCUCAUCAAACACUAGUGAUGAUAUUUUUAGAAAUUAUUAUUGCAGUGACCGUUAUGAUUUUGAUAACGAAAUUAUCAUAUGUUUUUUGGAAAAGAAAUUAAAUGCUCUUAACAAGUUGGUGCUGCUUCUUGCUUAUCUUCAAGUCUAUCUGAAGCAACCACUGGCUUUCCACGUUUCUCCUUCAUGGAGCCUUUAUCACAAAUCCUCUUUUGAAACUCUCCACCCUUUGUUGCAGGAGAGUUCUCAUAGAUGCUUUCUCCUCUGCAACCAAGGAGCAAGGAUCCCGGAAAGGAAGUUUUGUAGAGCAUAUGGAGAAGGUCAAGAAGUGAAAAUUGCCUCUGGCCUCCAAAGCACCAUGAUGAGUGCGUAA